AUGGCGGCGCCGCCGAGGAGGAAGAGGAGGCAGAGGCCGGGCGGGCUAGGCGUGGCGGGGCCGGAACAUGACACUCAAGAGAAGAUCAACUUUGAGGUCCACAUGCGAGAAGGCAUCUGCAAACUGCUGUCAGUGAGCACGCAGAAGGAGCAGCUCCUGCGCGCGGUGAAGAACCUGAUGGUUUGCAAUGCUCGCAUACGGGCCUACGGGGCAGAGCUGCAGGGCCGAAAGGAGGACCCCAGUCCGGGAAGGACUGAAGACCAGUCUUCAGAAAAUGGGACAAAGGACUGGAUGGCAUGCAGAGCAAAGAUUGCUAUAUCAGAUGUUCGAAUACCAUUAAUGUGGAAACGCUCUGACCACUUCAGCAAAAAAGAAAAAUCACAGCGCUAUGCAGUGUUUUGUUUAUUCAGAAUGGGGGCUGAGGUUUUUGAUACUGAAGUGACUAUUGUGGAUGAAGCAAUAACAGAUAUCUGUUUUGAAAAUGUAACCAUAUUUGAUGAAGCAAGCCCAGAUUUCCAGGUGAAGGUUGAAGUAUAUAGCUGCUGUAUAGAGGAGUCUUUAUAUAUAACAAACACUCCUAAGAAACUGGCAAAGAAACUUCAAAUGUCCCUCAGCAAAGCUACUGGGAAGAAACUCAAAGCUGCACUGGAGGAAGACAUCAUUGAACCCCUUUUGCCUGCUGACCCAGUCAUUCAUGGAGCAAAGUACAGUUUGCUAGCAUCCACCACUUUGGGGCUGGAAAGUGCUGAGAACAAUUUCAGGACCCACAGCCUUACCAUUACAGGAAAUGAGGAAUCCUCUUUUUGGCUACCCCUGUAUGGAAACAUGUGUUGCCGUUUAGUUGUCCAGCCCUCCUGCAUGUCCAAGGAUAUGAUGGCAGGAUUUCUAAAUCACCAGCAAAUGGUAGGAGGUGUAACGAGCUGGAGGAGGCUGUAUUGCAUACUGAGAGGUGGCAAACUCCUUUGUUAUUACUCACCAGAAGAAACUGAGGCUAAAGUGGAGCCAGCACUGACAGUUUCCAUCAACAAGGAAACCAGGAUUCAAGCUGUUGGUAAGGACUCCAAGAGAAGAGCUAACAACUUCUCUGUUAUCAACCCCGUGUCUGGAGAGGGUGUGACGCAGCAUUUUGCUACUGACAGUAGGAAUGAACUUCACAAAUGGAUGGAGGCUUUCUGGCAGCACUUUUAUGAUCUGAGCCAGUGGAAACAUUGUUGUGAGGAACUUAUGAAAAUUGAGAUUAUGUCACCACGGAAACCACCUUUGUUCUUGACAAAGGAAGCGACCUCUGUCUACCAUGAUAUGAGCAUUGAUUCUCCAGUAAAACACGAGGGCUUAGCUGAUAUCAUACAAAGGAAAAUUCAAGAGAGUGAUGGUGAGUUCCUGCCUGGCCAGGAAAAAGAGUCUGCAUCUGCCCUGUGGGCAUCACUCUUUGAUGGAUCUCACGAGAUGACUGUUCAGAAAAACAUGCAUCUGGACCCCAAAAGAUAUACUACAAGUCCUAAUGGCAGCAGAGGAAAGAAAAGAGCUCCAUCUCCACCCUCUGAUAAGUCGCCAUACAGUGCAAAAGCACAGUUGGUUUAGCCAAUAAAACCUGCAGCUACCAGGAAAUGCAGAGCUCAGCUAUACAAUAAAGUCAGUGUCCCUCAAGGAACUGCUGCUCCCUGGCAGUAGAGGAGAAUGUAAUGUUUCACCAUCUUAGCAGAUGCAUUUGAUCAUGAGGAUGUUUUAAUUGCAUGACUCAAAAUAUCAGUAAUCAAAACCCAAAAGUCAUUUGACAGCCUCCUGCUGGGAUAAGGCUUGGAGGACAGCAGAAGACCUGUGGCUUCUCCCAGCCCUUUUUGCCCCAUUCCCUCGUGUUCGCAUUUGUGUAGUCAAGUUGGAAUACUAUCACCUGGCAGGGAAGUCCACUGAGAAACACAUCUCCCAGGAGGAAUGGCUUAAACAAUACAGUGUAGCACAGGGAGGAUGUUGGUAGCACUUGCUGAACUAUGCAUGGGAUUAGAGACUUUUCUGUGGAAUGUGUUGGGCCUGCUCUGAAAACUGUACCUGUUUGUUCUCUGCUGGGAUGAAUUAAUGCUGCUUAAAACCGGAAUUAAGUGAUUGGAUGCAGUCUUGAAGUGGGGCAGAGACAGGAGUCAGCCUGAACUUUUCUCAUAAGAAGUUCAACUUGAAAGUAAUUGCUAGUUCAAACUUGAAUAUAAAUUUCACAGAACAUGAACUUCUGAAAUAUUGACUGAACAAAGACUUAAUUUAUUAACUUUUUGUAUUUACCUAAUGCCUUCAACUGUUUACUUGGUCUUGGAAUGGUAGAUGGUACCUUCUGUGGUUUUAAAGGUAUUACCUUCAAAUGCUUACAUUUUUACUAGGAUUGUGAUUUUUAUUUUCCCAUGGUAAUAAUACUAAUAGUUAUUUUAUGGCAGCUUGUAUGUAUUUGGAAAUACUGCCAUAGUAUUCAGUGGAUUUUUAAUUAAUGCAAACUGCCAUAAUAGGAAAAUGGAAAUUUGAGCACUGAUGUGUUGAGAAAUUUUAGAACAGAA
Messenger RNA from Poecile atricapillus (Black-capped chickadee), 2537 nucleotides. RefSeq names its product rhotekin 2 (gene RTKN2). NCBI's taxonomy places the organism in Eukaryota, Metazoa, Chordata, Aves, Passeriformes, Paridae. The coding region runs from base 1 to 1581 and encodes 526 amino acids. The record is from RefSeq and is a predicted model, not a curated record. The transcript has 13 exons. Gene Ontology annotation, biological process: hemopoiesis; signal transduction; positive regulation of cell population proliferation.